AUGGGUUUUCAGCUGGAAAGGAAUAACCGAAGUUCCACUGUGGUGCUGCACUUAAGAAAAGUUCAAGGAACAUACAGAAGACGUGAGUUCUAUCAUGAAGCUUCACCGACAUUUUCAAAGGACAGUUAUUCUGCUUACCACUUUUUGUAUGGUGCUUUUUAUGCCACUAUCAUCCAUGACCUGGGGCUUCAUGAUGGAAUCCAGCGAGUUCUUUUUGGAAACAACUUGAACUUUUGGCUGCACAAGCUCAUCUUCAUAGAUGCCAUUUCAUACUUGUCAGGGAAGAAGCUGGCAUUGUCUUUGGACAGGUACAUCCUUGUGGACAUUGAUGAUAUAUUUGUGGGAAAGGAGGGGACCAGAAUGAACACCAAUGAUGUGAAGGCACUGCUUGAUACUCAGAAUCUUCUGCGGGCACAAAUCACAAAUUUUACAUUCAACCUGGGAUUUUCAGGGAAAUUUUACCAUACAGGAACUGAAGAGGAAGAUGAAGGAGAUGACUGUCUGUUGGGGUCUGUUGAUGAAUUCUGGUGGUUUCCUCAUAUGUGGAGCCAUAUGCAGCCCCACCUCUUCCAUAAUGAGUCAUCUUUGGUGGAACAGAUGAUUCUCAACAAAAAAUUUGCCUUAGAGCAUGGCAUUCCUACUGAUAUGGGCUAUGCAGUGGCUCCUCACCAUUCAGGCGUCUACCCUGUACAUGUUCAGCUUUAUGAGGCCUGGAAGAAAGUUUGGAAUAUUAAAAUCACCAGCACUGAAGAAUACCCACAUCUGAAACCAGCUAGAUACCGGCGGGGUUUCAUCCACAAAAACAUCAUGGUUCUUCCAAGACAGACCUGUGGGCUUUUUACUCACACAAUUUUCUACAAAGACUAUCCAGGAGGUCCUAAGGAGCUGGACAAGAGUAUUCAAGGCGGUGAACUUUUCUUCACUGUGGUCCUCAACCCAAUCAGCAUUUUCAUGACCCAUUUGUCCAACUAUGGGAAUGACCGACUGGGAUUAUAUACAUUUGUAAAUUUGGCUAAUUUUGUACAGAGCUGGACCAACCUGCGACUUCAGACUCUGCCUCCAGUGCAACUGGCUCACAAGUAUUUUGAGCUCUUUCCUGAUCAGAAAGACCCUCUCUGGCAGAAUCCUUGUGAAGACAAACGCCACAGAGACAUUUGGUCUAAAGAAAAAACCUGUGAUCGCUUACCAAAAUUCUUGGUAAUUGGACCCCAGAAGACUGGUACCACUGCUUUGUAUUUGUUCCUGGUUAUGCAUCCUUCCAUCCUUAGUAACUCCCCCAGCCCAAAAACCUUUGAGGAGGUACAGUUCUUUAAUAGAAAUAACUACCACAGGGGGAUUGAUUGGUAUAUGGAUUUCUUCCCAGUCCCAUCUAAUGUCACCACCGACUUUCUAUUUGAAAAGAGUGCCAAUUACUUCCAUUCAGAAGAAGCUCCUAAACGAGCUGCUUCUCUGGUCCCCAAAGCCAAGAUCAUCACCAUUCUCAUUGACCCAUCAGACCGAGCAUAUUCUUGGUACCAGCAUCAGCGAUCACAUGAAGACCCCGCAGCUCUGAAGUUUAGCUUCUAUGAAGUGAUCUCAGCCGGGCCCCAUGCACCUUCUGAGCUGAGAGCCUUGCAGAAGAGAUGUUUGGUCCCUGGGUGGUAUGCCAGCCACAUAGAGAGAUGGCUUGUUUAUUUCCCCCCCUUCCAGUUGCUAAUUAUCGAUGGGCAGCAGCUAAGAACGGAUCCUGCUACUGUGAUGGAUGAAGUACAGAAGUUUCUAGGAGUGUCUCCUCAUUAUAAUUACUCAGAAGCUUUAACGUUUGAUUCUCAUAAAGGCUUCUGGUGUCAGUUACUGGAAGAAGGUAAAACAAAAUGCCUUGGAAAGAGCAAAGGAAGAAAAUACCCUCCAAUGGAUUCUGAUAGCAGAGCAUUUCUGUCAAGCUACUAUCGAGAUCACAACGUGGAACUCUCAAAGCUGCUGCACAAACUGGGGCAGCCUCUGCCUUCCUGGCUGAGACAGGAGCUGCAGAAAGUGAGAUAG
Messenger RNA from Lepus europaeus (European hare), 2022 nucleotides. Its product is annotated as bifunctional heparan sulfate N-deacetylase/N-sulfotransferase 3. NCBI's taxonomy places the organism in Eukaryota, Metazoa, Chordata, Mammalia, Lagomorpha, Leporidae. Gene Ontology annotation, cellular component: Golgi apparatus. Bases 1 to 2022 code for a protein of 673 amino acids. Gene Ontology annotation, molecular function: heparan sulfate N-sulfotransferase activity; deacetylase activity. The transcript is spliced from 15 exons. The record is from RefSeq and is a predicted model, not a curated record.